AUGCGUAUAUCAUUUAUAUUAUUUAUAUGUUCGGUGACCUACUUGAGUGUGAAGGCUUCACAUUUAGUGCUAGGGAACGUGUCUGACCGCGUCGUUUUGGCAAAUCAAACGAAAGUCGAAUACGCGGGUUUCCCAUUUAUGAAGAGGGUGAAAUUUUUCUUUUACAACACACCAGACAACCGACCUAUCAGGGGCAUUCAAGCUUUGGACCCACUUCACACGAAAUCAUCUGUCAAUGUGACAGCCGGCGGCGUCGGCUUCCCGUUCGUCAACUUGCGUAUGAAGAGUGAACGCGGUACAACUAUGGUGUUCGAUAUAGGAAUAUAUGUUGAUCCUGACUUACGUUACUAA
This is a messenger RNA of Danaus chrysippus (African queen), 351 nucleotides long. The record is from the annotation of a GenBank genome assembly. Lineage: Eukaryota; Metazoa; Arthropoda; Insecta; Lepidoptera; Nymphalidae.